This is a messenger RNA of Lizanozyma spartinae, 561 nucleotides long. RefSeq names its product 60S ribosomal protein eL18 (gene RPL18). Gene Ontology annotation, molecular function: structural constituent of ribosome; RNA binding. The transcript is spliced from 2 exons. Gene Ontology annotation, cellular component: ribosome; cytosolic large ribosomal subunit. The record is from RefSeq and is a predicted model, not a curated record. Gene Ontology annotation, biological process: translation. Lineage: Eukaryota; Fungi; Ascomycota; Pichiomycetes; Serinales; Debaryomycetaceae. Bases 1 to 561 code for a protein of 186 amino acids.
AUGGGUAGAGAUCACAGCACCAAGCAACACGCUAGAGUUUCUCACAGAACUGCUCCAAAGUCUGACAACGUCUACUUGAAGACUUUGGUCAAGUUGUACGCUUUCUUAGCUCGUCGUACUGAAGCUCCAUUCAACAAGGUUAUCUUGAGAUCUUUGUUCUUGUCUAAGAUCAACAGACCUCCAGUUUCUGUUUCCAGAAUUGCCCGUGCUUUGAAGCAAAAGGGUUCUGCUGAAAAGACCAUUGUUGUUGUUGGUACCGUUACCGAUGACAACAGAUUAUUGGCUUUCCCUAAGGCUACUGUCGCUGCUUUGAGAUUCACUGCUGGUGCUAAGGCUACCAUCUUGAAGGCUGGUGGUGAAGUUAUCACUUUGGAUCAAUUGGCUUUGAGAGCUCCUAAGGGUCAAAACACCUUGAUUGUUAGAGGUCCAAGAAACGCCAGAGAAGCUGUUAGACACUUUGGUAUGGGUCCUCACAAGAACAAGGCUCCAAGAAUCAUGUCUAAGGGUAGAAAGUUCGAAAGAGCUAGAGGUAGACGGAGAUCUAGAGGUUUCAAGGUUUAA